Molecule: messenger RNA, 1220 nt
Organism: Rhizopus microsporus ATCC 52813
Lineage: Eukaryota; Fungi; Mucoromycota; Mucoromycetes; Mucorales; Rhizopodaceae
Product: Phox-like protein
Exons: 4
Coding region: 71-1009 (312 amino acids)
Cellular component (GO): endosome
Molecular function (GO): phosphatidylinositol binding
Source: RefSeq, a predicted model, not a curated record
UUAUAGGUUGGUUAUAAAAUAAAUAUGAAAUCCCUUUCCUUUUUUAUUUAUUCUUGUUUCAACUUUUUGAAUGUCCAUUUAUCAAACUGAAGUAAAUACAUUACUUGAACAAUGUCAAAAUGAGUGGGUCAAACUUGAAUCACUUGGAAAAGAAGAUAGAGCGACAAAUGCAAUAAACCAAGCGAGUAAAGACUUACGAGAGGCAAUCAAAAGACUAGUACAAUUACAGGACAAUCUGGACGAGAAUAAGCUUGAAACAAGUGUAGAAAUGGAUAGAAAAGCGAAAAUAGUUAUGGACGACGUACGGAAAAAGCUAGAAUUUGUAUCGAAUGUAACAACAAAGGUUAAACCAACAAUGAGUCAGUCUUCUCCUCUAGUGUCAGCUAAACCUUUAGUCAGAUUGACCAAGAUACCAUCGAGGGAUAGAAUAAUUGAAGAGGAAGAAAAGACAGAAGACUCUGAUAAAAAUACCAGCAGCAGCAAUCGACAGGAACAAUGUUCAGGUCAGCCAUUAAAUUCUUUAAUGACAAAUAUGGAUAGCAAUAUCAACAGUAAUAAGAAGAAGAGUCUAUUUCCUUUACUAAAAGGGCUUAGACCAUCUCAAUCAACACCUAUUAAAACAGGAGAAGAAGUUGCCCAUAUCAACUUCUAUAAGAACGAUGAAAACUUUAUAUAUGCAACAGACGCAGUUGUUGAGCAUCCCUUACGUAUAGGUGCGGGAUAUGGAAGCUAUAUAUGCUACAGCUGCACAGUAUAUAGCGAUAAAGGAACGCCAAUUACUGUCCUUAAACGCUACUCGGACUUUGUAGAGCUUCGUGAAGAAUUGAUAAAGAACUAUAGCUAUUUAAAAAAAAGCAUUCCUAAAUUACCACCGAAGAAAGUAGUUGGCAAAUUUACGCCUACGUUUGUUGAACAACGUCGUCGAGAACUUGAAUAUUUCUUUAAAUAUGUUGUCUUACACCCUACCUUGGGUGCAAGCCCUGCUGUAAGACGCUGGAUUGCACCUUGAUUUUAAUUGGAUAAAAUCUUGAGAAAAAAAUAACCCAAAUAUAUAUUUUUUUCUUUCUUUUUUCCUAAUUACAAAAAAAAAAAACUAAUAAAUAACAUGAGUUCAAUGGACCUUGAUUCCUCGCUUGAUGAUCUUAUAAAGCAAAGAAAAACACACCCUAAGAAAGGCUCAUCACAGCCAAACAAAGCUAAAAAACUUCAAAAGGGCAAAG